Molecule: messenger RNA, 2841 nt
Organism: Paramacrobiotus metropolitanus
Lineage: Eukaryota; Metazoa; Tardigrada; Eutardigrada; Parachela; Macrobiotidae
Exons: 8
Cellular component (GO): membrane
Source: RefSeq, a predicted model, not a curated record
UUUGCACCGGAACUGGUGGCGCCGAUCAGCGUGCACGAUGUCACAACGACACCAGCUGAACCGACAGUUACACCGCCGCGUCCCGUCGACGAGCGCAUUGAGCACCGUGUAACUCCGAAAGACGAGACGGUCGAAUUUUUUAUUAGCAAGGAUGUUUUACCGGGAAAUUAUAUUGGUGCUGUCGCUACGUUGUCUUCCUCCCAUAUUCCUGACGGUCAGUCUACAAACGUUAAAGGGAUUACUGUUUUUGACAGCGAAACUUCUGAAUUCUCUGGCAGAAUAGGGAUCUCAAAUGCGUUCGAGAUCAUCUAUCCUGGCGGCCGAUUUUUGCCCGUGCGAAUUUCUGGGCGGCGAGAGCAACCUGUCCAAAACCUGUCGACUUUGAUUGUAACUGACCACGAGAAAUUAGGAGACAAACUGCUUUCGGUAUCGUCGGUGCGUCACUCUCUCGGUAUCAUACAUCGCAACGGCCCGAAAGAUUCUUUUUUUGAAACUGUUACUGAGAUUAUUGCCGACCGCACCUCAGAUGCUUCCAUAAAUCUUUCGAUACUUGAUGAAGAAGAACCUUUUCGAAUCAGUCACAAUGUUCUUAACAUACCGGACAGCUUGCAAGAAUCGACUGCUGAAAUCCUUGUACCAGAAGAUGAAUACCUGCAUUCUGCACCUAUUUCUUUCAACUGGAAAAAGACCCUCCAUCGAACUGGACCGAAGGACACCUUUUUCGAAUCAUUAACCGCAUUGGUGCCCGAAAAAAUCACUUUUCCGGAAGACGGCACCGUCGUUCCCUUUACAGUGGCUCCGGAAAGUGUUCUUGUCGAGAGAUCACCGUUGCAACCGUUGCCAUCUUUUGAGGUCACUCUUGUGGACGAGUCAGGAACACUGCACGCCCCAUUAGAACAUCUUCCAAGUUUGGAGGAUUCUACGAGUUCAAUGAACCUUUCUGGUUGGACCACUCUUUCGCGGGUGUCAUCAUCCAGUCGAAUCAGUAUUCGCACUAGCAUUUUUGCUGCUGAGGAAGAAUCAACUGACAUGCUGGCGGCAGAUGUUAACAGCAGCACGGAAAUCUUAUCACCAAGAAUUCUCUCCCGAGGAUCUAGCCGAGCAUCCUACGUUAUUCCGUCACCGGUGCCGCAAGAGCGGUUAAGUUCCGAAGCGCUUCGGCAAUACCUGGAAACCGAAGCCGGUACGAUCGAAAAGUGGCUGCAGGAUGCUCAAGAAACGGACUCCAUGCAGUAUGCCGAAGAAGAAGAAAAUGUACAGACAAUUACCAGUACUGUAACGACAACGAUUCAGUCGAUUUCCACCGAUGAUUUCGAAACCAUCAGUACGAUGACUGUCCAGUCAGAGCGCUCCAACGUGUUCAGCUCUACUGAUUCCCUGCGGACAGUUUCCUUUGACCCCGAAGAAGAAUCCGAAACUGUGAUUGUGACAUCCACUUAUGAAAUGCGCGAAGAAGUUACAGAAGAAUUUUCCAUGCCUAGACUAUCCGAAACCGCCACCGGGACGUUUGUCCGACCCUUGGAAAUGCCUGUGCUACCUACGCGCAAUAUCAGUGUUCUAUCAUCCGAGAACAAAGCAUCGACACGAACGGCGACAACCACAACGACCGUACAUGAAGAACAUUCUUGCCUGAUUGCCUAUCGUUACCGUUACGACAUUGCUAUCCGAAAGCUGCGCUCUUUGAAAAAUAUGGUUGUCAAUCCGGAAGUGCAGUACAUCGAUCCAGACGUGCUGGAAACAGAACGCGAACGUUUUGCGUACCUAUUGGAUCGAUUAAUUCGCACCAACGGAGAACUUGGACGGCUGGAUGACCUUUUCAGAGCUAUUCUAGUAGUCGCACCGGACAUCGACCUGCGAUUAUUCGAAGAAGAGCACAAGCAGCUGAAUGCUUUAUACAUGCAUUUGUUGACAUACAUCAGGAAAGUUUUGCGCCGUGAAAAAUACCUGCGUAAACUACUGGAGGACUAUCAGAAGGAACGCAUGGAAUUCAAGAUGGACUUGCUUGACCAGUUGACGUAUUUGAGGACAAACGAACAGUCAGAAGAAGAACAACAGAUUCGUUUCGCAGCUGUCUUGGAGAGAGCCAUGUACAUAAAAUAUGCAACGUAUCAAAUUAUGGUUCGGUCAACUCCGGAAUUUGCCGCUAAGUUGGAAGAAGAGGUGGUUGAAACGCUCCUCAUGCUUCGAGACGAACUUGCGGACCAUGCCGGCAUCGAUAGCGGAUCGGUAGUGGAACACAUUAUGCGAGCAAGAGAAGUGGAAUAUUUCGAGAGACACCAGGCCAUUGUAAUACGCACGACCACCGACGGCGAUAAUUCCGAGACCGUUAUGUCCACAACAUCUUCCUCCACAUCCCAGCUCACCAUUUUACCCGCUCAGCCAGCGCAACAUCCCGUGUGGAAUGCUGUGCGGAAAGCGCUACCAAUGCAGACUCUAGCAUUAGUCCUAAUUGGAUUUGCUUCACUUAUUCCCAUGGCCAACGAUGACUACUCGUGCCUUUUCGACAACUAUUUUGCCUCCUCGUCGAUGAAUCCGAUGGUGCAGUUUCAAGGGACACCACCAUUUUGAGUCCUGAACACUGCGUCUUGUGAUAGUGAAGCUUGUACAUAUUCUCUGUGAAAUCCAAAGGUUAUCGGUUUGUGACAAAGAAAAUGGGUGAUUGAAAAGGGUGCCUUUGUUUUGUUAUUAAGUAUAUUUAUUAAGUAUUUGUCCCAAAUCACCACUUGAUGUCCGGUUAGCAGAGUUGCAGUUCCGCAGCUAAACUGUGGAAUUUUGUUAGUGUGUCAAGAUGUUCUUAACUAUUGCAUACACAGUUCACUUAUUAAUAAAUUACUAGUACGA